UGGAAAAAAUGGUUGAAGAUGUUGUCCUUCAAGACAAAAUCAAUGAUGAGCUUGUGGCAUAUCGAAAGGAACAGGGGACAUUUGGAAGAGAAAUUGCCAAAAGGCAGCGGAGAAACAAAAGCUUUGAUCCAGCUCAAUGGUGGUCCAGUCAUGGGUCAGAUUCACCAAAUCUCAGAGUAUUGGCGAUGCGGAUUUUGAGUUUGACAUGCAGCUCCUCCGCUUGUGAGAGGAAUUUUAGUGUUUUUCAGCAGAUUCACACAAAGAAACGCAACAGGCUGCUUCAUAAUAAAAUGAGAGACCUUGUUUUUAUCAAGUUCAACUCCAAACUCAAACAAAAGAGAAAGAUGAAAAACAGGGACCCGAUUGUGGACCACACAUUUGUAGAUGUUGUAGAAGAUGAAGAUAAUGAGUGGAUCACAGGUAUUGUGCCUCAUGAACCUGAUGAAGUUGUAGAAGUUGCAGCAUCAACAUCACAAGGAGCAGUUGGUGCAUCAAAAAGAAAGAGAGCGUCCCAAUCUCGCCCUCGGAAGAAGAAAAAACUGCUCCCUGUUUUUCGUGAAGAUGAGUUGGAGUCAGCUAGUUCUUCUUCUGAAUCGGAAGAUGAUGCCAUGCAUUCACCAUCUGGUUCAUCAAAUGAGAGUGAUUCUGAAUAAUUUCCAAGUUGUCGUUGUAUUGUAUUGUUUACUUGUUGGCUUGUUGCCUUGUUGGCUAGUUCAUCUUUAAACUGAUAUGUUGUACUA
This is a messenger RNA of Triticum dicoccoides, 740 nucleotides long. RefSeq lists its product as uncharacterized. The coding region runs from base 9 to 653 and encodes 214 amino acids. Gene Ontology annotation, molecular function: protein dimerization activity. The transcript is spliced from 3 exons. The record is from RefSeq and is a predicted model, not a curated record. Lineage: Eukaryota; Viridiplantae; Streptophyta; Magnoliopsida; Poales; Poaceae.